Messenger RNA from Cavia porcellus (domestic guinea pig), 2253 nucleotides. RefSeq names its product PRAME family member 12-like. Gene Ontology annotation, cellular component: cytoplasm. The record is from RefSeq and is a predicted model, not a curated record. Gene Ontology annotation, biological process: negative regulation of apoptotic process; negative regulation of DNA-templated transcription; negative regulation of cell differentiation. Bases 538 to 2046 code for a protein of 502 amino acids. The transcript has 5 exons. Lineage: Eukaryota; Metazoa; Chordata; Mammalia; Rodentia; Caviidae.
GCGGGUGCCGAGCCGAGGGCCAGCCGCCUUCCCCCAAACUCCCAGUCCUAGCUGCCAGCGAUGCACAACUCCCCUCCAAAAAUCAGCCAAGCGCGCGCACAGCCCCGCGCCCGCUCCCGGAGGAGAAAUCGGAGCUGGAACAAUCUGGCCAAAGUCACACGAGAGACAGGAACAACGUAUUCAUUUCCUGUUCCAUGAACCUCACUCACCAGCGCUUCCCUUUUCUGAAAUUCUUCUUCCACUCACCCCACACCCACCAGCUUCUGACCCCUGCAUUUUCAUCCACAAAGAGGAGGGCGCUCUCGACCUAAGAUUCCCAAGCCAGCAGCUUGCACUGGAGAGCCGUUUCCCCGCUGAGUCUGUUUCCACUGCCCCGCUACGGGUGACCCAAGGGACCCCCGGGAGAGGCUGGCGGAUCAGACCUGGCCCUGCGACUAGGAGCCAGCUCUGGGCCAGCUGUACUUUGGAAACAGAAUUAGAGAGAUUGGGCCUUAGGACAUUUGCAUUUUCUUGGCCAAUGAAAAUUCUUCCUCCGAGAUGCUUGGAAUCCCUUGGCCUUGCCGAUCUUCCAGGAUGCGCCCUCGGUCCCCACCCACACUCCUGCAGCUGGCAGUCCGGGGCCUACUGAGGCACAAAGCUGUGGCCCUGGGGGCCCUGGAGGACUUGCCUGGGGACCUCUUUCCCCCGAUCUUCGCAGAGGCCUUCGCCAAGGGGCACGUGGAGGUACUGAAGGCCAUGGUGCUGUCCUGGCCCUUUCCAUGCCUGCCCCUGGGAGCACUGAUGGAGGCUGAGGGCCCAGAGCUCUUCCUCAGCCUGCUGGGCUCCGUCCAAGUGCCGAGGAGGAGGAACUGGCAGGUCCUCCAAGCUGUGCUGGAUGGGCUGGACCAGAUGCUGAACCGGGAGGUGAGCUCCAGGAGUAGGAGGCUGAAGCUGCGGGCGGUGGACGCCCGGUGCGCACAGCAGGGCCUCCCGAAGGUCUGGGCUGGAUCCCUGCGGGAAGCAGGCUUUUGGGAGAUCCCGAAGAGGAGGAGAACGGCCAAGCGGCCCCUCACAAUGGUUCUGGAUAUCUGGAUCCAGGAGGGAUUCCUGAGUGAGUUUUCAUCCCAGCUCCUCCGCUGGACCAAGGAGAGGAGAGGUCUGGUGCAGCUGGAUUGUGUAAAACUGCACAUCACCGCAAAGAAAAUUCAGAGCAUCACGGAGUCCCUGGCCACUGUGGACCUGAGUCGCGUGCAGGAGGCCGACAUGAACUUCAGCUGGGCACUGUCCACGCUGUUCAUCUUCUCCCACUACCUGAGCUACAUGCCCAACCUGCGCAAGCUACGGAUCUGUGACUGCUACGCAAACCCACUGGUUAUCCCCGAGGAGAACAAGUCCUUCAUCACAGACUUCGCCACUCAGUUUCUUAAGCUCCACUCUCUGCGGGAGAUUUGUCUGGACUCCAUCUUCUUCCUGGAAGACCACUUGGCCCAAGUGCUAAGGCGCCUGGUAUUGCCCCUGGAGACCCUGACGUUGGUUCGUUGCCAGCUUUCACCCACGGAUUGGGAACAACUGCCACAGUAUCCCAGCACCAGACACCUGACACACCUGGGGCUGUGCGGCGUGAGGCUGACCGAUUUCAGUCCCGGCCCGCUGCAAAGCCUCCUGGCUAAUACUGCAGCCACGCUGACCAGCCUGCACCUGGAGGCCUGUGGGAUAACAGAAGCCCAGCUGCAUGCCAUCCUGCCCGCCCUGAGCCGCUGCACCCAGCUCAGCGCUCUCCGCUACCUGCAGAACUCCCUGUCCAUAGAUGGCCUGGAGCAGCUAUUGGGCCACACUUCCAGGCUGAGCAACUUAAGCCUGGAGCUGUAUGAGGUUCCCACAGAGAUGUACGGUCCUUCAUCCACUGUCCUCCAGCGGGACCGGGCCUGCCAUGAGCUGCGGAGGGUCAUGACGCUCCUGCAGCAUCCCAGGACUGUCUGGUUUAGUGGUCUCCACUGUCGUCUCCGUGAGAACUGGGAGCCCCACUCCCUGCACUGUACCCCAUGCCCAGCCUGUGUCCCCAUCUAGCUGGCCCCUUGUAUCCAGUGGCACACAGAGCUUUGGAUCCAGAACAAGGGAGAAAAGAACAGGGCGGGCAUUGGGCAGUAGGCUUGGGCACUAUCCACGGUCAGAAAAAGGAAUCUGACUUUCUAGCUGUGAAUUUAUGCCUGGGACGAACGUGUGGAUGGUUGUAAAGGAAAUGAUCCUAAAUAAAGACGACUUCAGCAAACCUCA